AAUUUUAUUAAUAAAAUGCCACUUCGCCUUGAUGUUAAACGGAAAUUACUCGCUCGUUCUGAUCGUGUCAAAUCAAUUGAUUUACACCCAACUGAACCUUGGACAUUAGUUUCUCUUUAUAAUGGGCAUGUUCACAUUUGGAAUCAUGAAAAUCAGCAGUUGGUUAAAUCGUUUGAGGUUUGUGAGCUGCCUGUACGAGCUGCAAAGUUCAUUUUUCGCAAAAAUUGGAUAGCGACUGGUUCAGAUGAUAUGCAACUUCGCAUUUUCAAUUAUAACACGUUGGAACGUGUGCAUCAAAUGGAAGCUCACUCGGACUAUUUGCGAUCGAUAGCUGUGCAUCCAACCCAGCCCUUUUUACUAACUAGUUCUGAUGAUAUGCUUAUUAAAUUAUGGGAUUGGGAUGAUAAAUGGAAGCUAAAACAGACAUUUGAAGGUCACACUCAUUAUGUUAUGCAAUUAGUGAUAAAUCCAAAAGACAAUAAUACAUUUGCCACAGCUUCACUCGACAAAACAAUAAAAGUUUGGCAAUUGGGAAGUCCUACUCCAAAUUUUACUCUUGAAGGCCACGAGAAGGGGGUAAAUUGUGUUGAUUAUUACCACAGUGGAGACAAGCCUUAUUUAAUUUCUGGAGCAGAUGACAGAUUGAUCAAAAUUUGGGAUUAUCAAAACAAAACUUGUGUUGCAACACUUGAAGGGCAUUCACAUAAUGUCUCCGCUGUUUGUUUUCAUCCAGAAUUGCCUAUAAUUGUUACUGGGUCAGAAGAUGCGACUGUACGUAUUUGGCAUGCAAAUACAAAUAGGCUUGAAACAACACUAAAUUAUGGACUUGAACGCGUCUGGUGUAUAACAGCACAGAAAGGAUCAAAUAAAAUUGCUAUUGGUUAUGAUGAAGGCUCGGUAACUAUAAAACUGGGACGUGAGGAACCUGCUGUUUCUAUGGAUUCGACAGGAAAGUUACUGUGGGCAAAGCAUACAGAUGUUCAACAAGUUAAUUUGAGAGCAGCAGAUGAACAAACUUUGGAGCAAGCACAAGAUGGAGAGCGACUUGCUCUUGCAGUCAAGGACAUGGGAUCAACAGAAUUGUACCCUCAAAAAUUACAGCAUUCUCCAAAUGGACGUUUUGUUGUUGUUUGCGGAGAUGGUGAAUAUAUAAUUUAUACGGCAACAGCUUUGCGAAACAAAUCUUUUGGUUCAAGCCUUGAUUUUGCAUGGGCAAAUGAUUCAAAUAUGUAUGCAGUGCAAGAAAGUUCACAAUUGAUUAAGCUGUUUAAGAAUUUCAAGGAAGUCCUUCAAAUUCGACCUGAUACAUCUAUUGAAGGAAUUGAUGGUGGGCAUUUAUUGGCAGCACGUUCUGCUGGUUCACUUCUUUUUUAUGAUUGGGACACUGGACAUGUUAUUCGUCGUAUUGAAAUUGUUGCCAAAAAAGUUUUUUGGAGUGAAAAUGGUGAUAUGGUUGCUAUUGCAAGUGAUGAACAACUUUAUAUUUUGCGUUAUGAUUCUGAAACUGUUUCACGCGUAAAUAUUAAUGAAAUUGGAGCUGAUGGAGUUGAAGAAGCAUUCGAAGUCAUUGGUGAACUAACAGAGGCUGUAAAAACUGGAAUUUGGGUUGGUUAUUGCUUCAUAUUUACAACAACUUUGAACCGACUUAGUUAUUAUGUUGGUGGUGAAGUUGUCACUAUUGCACAUACAGAUCGUCCACUUUAUUUGCUUGGGUACUUGGCAAAAGAAAAUCGUCUUUUUGCUUGUGACAAAGACCACAAUAUUGUCUCCUAUAAAAUUCUUUUGUCAGUUUUGGAAUAUCAAACUGCUGUGAUGCGACGUGAUUUUGAUUCUGCUGAUCGCAUUCUAAAAACAAUACCAGAAAAUCAAUGUACUCGAGUGGCUCAAUUUUUGGAGAAACAGGGCUUCAAAAAACAAGCGCUUGCUGUUAGCAAGGACCCUCAACAUCGUUUCGAAUUGGCUCUUUCACUUGGAGAUUUAAAUGUUGCUUAUGAAUUGGCCCAACAAUCGGAUAGCGAAGAUAAAUGGAAACAACUAGCACAUGCAGCAACUAUUCGUUCAGAGCUACGACUGGCUGGUGAAUGUCUGGCUAAAGCUCGCGAUUUUGGUGGUCUUCUCUUGCUUGCAUCAUGUUCUGGUUCUAAUAAAUUGAUGUCACAAUUAGCUAAAGAAUCUUACAACAAUAAUCAACACAAUGUUUCAUUCCUUUCUUCAUAUCUUCUCGGCGAUUUACAACAAUGUUUGGAAAUUCUUAUUGAAAAUGGACGCAUUCCUGAAGCUACUUUCUUUGCUCAUACUUAUGCUCCAAGUCAAGUACCUCGUUUGGUAUCGUUAUGGAGAGAUGCGGCGAGUCAAUCAUUGAGUGGAAUAAGCAAAAGAAAUGUUGGAGAAAGUUUGGCUGAUCCAUUAAAAUAUGAAAAUUUGUUCCCUGGUUAUGAUAAAGCACUUGAAGCAGAAAAACAAAGAGAUGGUGGAUGUCAAAAUGGAGUGGUGGUGCCAGAGCAACAAGACGAUUUGAAAGAUGUAUUAGCUGAAAGUGAAUUAAAAUCUUUAAAUGGAACAGUAACAGAUCAAGAAGAGGAGGGGGAACAUGAGAAUUCCUCUGGUGAACAGCUUAGUGCAGAAGAUGAAGAAGUAGAAGACAAAGAAUCAUAA
Meloidogyne enterolobii is the source of this 2655-nucleotide messenger RNA. Lineage: Eukaryota; Metazoa; Nematoda; Chromadorea; Rhabditida; Meloidogynidae. The record is from the annotation of a GenBank genome assembly.